Symbiodinium pilosum is the source of this 313-nucleotide messenger RNA. NCBI's taxonomy places the organism in Eukaryota, Dinophyceae, Suessiales, Symbiodiniaceae. The record is from the annotation of a GenBank genome assembly.
AUGGGGCAGCGAAUCUCCAGUCCGUCUGGAACCUCCAUGGGUCAAGCCACGCCUAUGCAAUACGGGCCGGUCGCCGGACCUGCUGGCUCGGAUCGCAGAAGCUCCAGCGAGAGCAACGCCGCUUCUUUGACGGACACCGCAGGCCGCAGAUGGUCGCCCUCCUCACCGGCGGGCCAGCACCGAACAUCUGCAGACAGUGCCGAAGGUGGCGGAUUCGUCUUCUCCAUGUUCGAAGAGAAUGACCUAAUCUCUCCACAGGUGUCCCGCCUGCAUGGCCGCACCAUUCCAGAGGAGAAGCAGAGAGCUUUUGACU